Messenger RNA from Branchiostoma belcheri (Belcher's lancelet), 2410 nucleotides. Its product is annotated as ankyrin repeat domain-containing protein 29-like. Gene Ontology annotation, cellular component: cytoplasm. Bases 16 to 1668 code for a protein of 550 amino acids. NCBI's taxonomy places the organism in Eukaryota, Metazoa, Chordata, Leptocardii, Amphioxiformes, Branchiostomatidae. The record is from RefSeq and is a predicted model, not a curated record. Gene Ontology annotation, molecular function: protein binding. The transcript has a single exon.
AUAGCACAUCAGGACAUGGACUUGUGGAAGGCAGUGCAUAAAGGUGACCUUCCUACAGUAGAGAUUCUCCUCAGGAAGGGUGCAGAUGUCAACAUGGCAGACAAGGAUGGCAGGACUCCACUGUGGAUAGCAGUACAGAAGGGCCACCUCCCUACAGUACAGAUGCUCCUCAUUAAGGGUGCAGAUGUCAACAUACAGGACAACACUGAUAUCACACCACUUGAGGUUGCAUUGAACCAUGGUCAGUUGACAACAGCAGAUUACUUGAUCAAACAUGGAGCAGACAGCAAAUUUGUGCAUAUAAAAUUUCAAGAUAUAUUAUGGCAAGCAGCAUACCACAGUCUCCCAAGUCUCACAGAAAUGGUCAUAAGCAAAGGUGCAGAUGUCAACAUGACAGACAAGGAUGGCAGGACUCCACUGUGGAUAGCAGCACAGGAGGGCCACCUCCCUACAGUAGAGAUGCUCCUCAGUAAGGGUGCAGAUGUCAACAUGGCAGACAAGGAUGUCAGGACUCCACUGUGGAUAGCAGCACAGAAGGGCCACCUCCCUACAGUAGAGAUGCUCCUCAGUAAGGGUGCAGAUGUCAACAUACAGGACAGCACUGAUAUCACACCACUUGAGCUUGCCCUGAACCAUGAUCAGUUGACAACAGCAAAUUACUUGAUCAAACAUGGAGCAGACAGCAAAUUUGUGGAUAUAAAAUUUCAAGAUGUAUUAUGGCAAGCAGCUCACCACAGUCUCCCCAGUCUCACAGAAAUGGUCAUAAGCAAAGGUGCAGAUGUCAACAUGACGGACAAGAAUGGCUGGACUCCACUGUGGAUAGCAGCACUGGAGGGCCACCUGCCUACAGUAGAGAUGCUCCUCAGUAAGGGUGCAGAUGUCAACAUGGCAGACAAGGAUGGCAGGACUCCACUGUGGAUAGCAGCACUGCAGGGCCACCUCCCAACAGUAGAGAUGAUCCUCAGUAAGGGUGCAGAUGUCAACAUGGCAGACAAGGAUGGCAGGACUCCACUGUGGAUAGCAGCACAGGGGGGCCACCUCCCAACAGUAGAGAUGCUCCUCAGUAAGGGUGCAAAUGUCAACAUGGCAGACAAGGAUGGCAGGACUCCACUGUGGAUAACAGCACAGGGGGGCUACCUCCCUACAGUAGAGAUGCUCCUCAGUAAGGGUGCAAAUGUCAACAUGGCAGACAAGGAUGGCAGGACUCCACUGUGGAUAGCAGCACAGGGGGGCUACCUCCCAACAGUAGAGAUGCUCCUCAGUAAGGGUGCAAAUGUCAACAUGGCAGACAACGAUGGCAGGACUCUUCUGUGUAUAGCUGCACAGGAGGGCGACCUCUCUACAGUAGAGAUGCUCCUCAGUAAGGGUGCAGAUGUCAACAAGGCAGACAAGGAUGGCAGGACUCCACUGUGGAUAACAGCACAGGAGGGCAACCUACGUACAGUAAAGAAGCUCCUCAGUAAGGGUGCAGAUGUCAACAAGGCAGACAAGGAUGGCAGGACUCCACUGUGGAUAGCAGCACAGGAGGGCAACCUACGCACAGUGAAGAUGCUCCUCAGUAAUGGUGCAGAUGUCAACAUGGCAGACAAGGAUGGCAGGACUCCAGCAGAUGCGGCAAACAGGAUGGGCCAUUCUGCUGUUAAAGAGAUGAUCAUCAAAACAUGCUAAAGAUAAAUAAAACAUUACAGUACUCUUAUUACUUGAAUCUUGAAGGAAUCUUGAAUUUUGAAGUUGACAAUGUUGGACAUAUGAUCUGCAAAAAUGAAGCACUGUACAAUGUAAUGUAUAUUCUAAUACCGGUAUGCGGAAUAAUUUUGUGCUGCAUAUCAAACUAGCAAGAGAAAUUAUAGUUGUUUUCUUUAUCUUCAAAAUGUGAUAGGAAAAGCUGCUGACAUUUAUCCAUGCAAUAGACCAUAUCCUACCACAAUAGUUCAAUAUGACAGAAGAUAUACAUCUAGCAGAGGUUUAUUGAACUGCCCAUACUUUACCUUUUUAUUCAAGUUUCAAGAAUGCAAUUAUAGCUUUUUAUCUCAUCUGCAUGUACUGAUCAGCUCAUUGAGACAAGCUGUAAUAACAACCUAUAAGCAGAUGGUGGGAAGAUUGUGACAUUUUAUUCUCAGAUUUAGUCUGUUUACUGAGUGUAUUUUUGGAGGAUGUUUAGAUAUAUGAAAUACAUGUACAUUUGCUUGAAGAACAAGUUUUGAAAAUCACACCUGACAUGUGCUUCCCUCUAUGUUGUGAUGCUUUUUACUGGUAGACAUGAUCACUAAUGUCAGGAAAGAAGUAACUGAAAGGACACCUAGAAACCAUAACCAUUUCACACUACCAAAAUGUUGAACGGAGAAGCUGAAUCGAUCUUUCUUCUACCAGCCAACACUGCUCUUUAACAAAUCUCUGAACUGAUUCCACC